ACUCAUACACGUGAUGGUUUGUUGGUGCGCGUCAUUCCCCAUGUCUCUCGCUUGCCUCUUAGUAGCCUACUGAAGUGUGGCUAUCAGUUUACAAAUUUAAAAGAAAGAGACAACAAGGGACCCGAUUUAAAGACAGUCUUCUGCAGUGCUUUUAUGCUAUAUUUUGUAUUUGGCUUAAUUUCCAAAGUUAAAUUUCAGGGAAGCUAAUAUGGCUGAUUUAAUGACAGGUUUUGGCAACUUCACCCAUGCGGUUGUUCGGGCUAUUCCUCAGUCCUUUGCCAAAGAAGCGCUGAGGACAAACUGUUCGGAGGUGGACCAGGUCAAAGCUCAGCGAGAGUACGAACAUUAUGUCGGUGUUCUGAAGCAUAAACUUGGGCUGCAAGUGCUUGAACUGCCCGCCGAUGAAAGUCUUCCAGAUUGCGUAUUCGUGGAGGACGCUGCCGUGGUGUGUGGUGAUACCGCGCUGAUAACAAGACCUGGGGCAGCUAGCAGAAGAAAAGAGACUGAAGCCAUGAAGAAGGUCCUAACAGAGCUGAAUUUGAACAUUGUGGUGAUGGAGGAUGAAAUGGCCACCUUGGAUGGAGGAGAUGUACUUUUCACAGGUAGAGAGUUCUUUGUGGGAUUGUCCAAGAGAACCAACCAGCGAGGCGCGGAAAUUCUUGCCGAUGCAUUCAAGGACUACGCCGUGUCCACCGUCCCUGUGGAGGGCAGUCUACACCUAAAGAGCUUCUGUAGCAUGGCGGGCCCGGGCCUCAUUGCGAUCGGCUCCAGUGACCCAGCUCAGCGGGCCCUGAAGAUCAUGCAGCAGAUGAGCGACCAUCGCUAUGAUAAGCUGACGGUGCCCGAUGACCUGGCUGCCAACUGUGUGUACAUGAACCUUCCCAGCAAGGGCCAUGUCCUUCUGCACUGCACGCCCGAGGAGUUCCCCGAGAGCGCCAAGGUCUUUGAGAAGCUAAAGGAUCACAUGCUGAUCCCUGUCUCCAACACAGAGAAAGUAAAAGCGGACGGCGCGCUGACGUGCAUGGGUGUGUUCAUCAACAAGAAAGCAGAAAUCUGAGGGUUGGAAAUGGUUUUCAGGGCUUGGUGGUCAGAUCACCGAAGCACUAAUCAUAACCGAAGGCCCCAACCAAGUACUUAUUGACCCCUGUAUGUUAGUUCCUGUGGUACUGAUUGAUAAUUGUUGUCGAAUGGUUGUUUACAGACUGUUCAGUACUUUUGAGUUCCCAUGUAUGUAUGUGUAGUAUGUUUACACCACCGAGACCCUGAAACUUACGACACAUUAAUUUACUAAUAAACAUACGUUGCGCAUUUCAAUUUAAUAUUUAAAUAUUCUUUGCUAAGAAUUGUAAAGAAUUAAAUAAUUAAGUCUGGUUUAUUGCACAUUUCUGAAUAUGUAUAUGAACUUCUAGGAGUAAUUAGGAUGGGGUCUUAGAAGAAUUUAAUUUGAAUAAUCAGCAAGUCACCGGGUUCUGAAGUACAUCACUUUUUAUUUUGGCUGUCGAUCGAUCGAUGCCAUGCUGUGAUUUUGGUGCUAGCAAUUCAUACAGUUGAUUGUUGCUUUUUAUUCUUCUGUGACUUAGGUAUCUUUCUCCAUUGCCUGUAAGCUUGUUGUGAAUGUUUUGUGUUAAUUUACUAUAACCAAGCUGUGCCUCUGCAUGACGGAUUAAGCACAGCCUUGCACUGUGACCUGCAUCUGAAUGAGCUGUUUGGAGGUUGUUUGUACAAUCUUUUUCUUUUUGAUGGAAUGAUCUGCCACCUGACAGUUCCAGGAGUAGUCAUGGCAAUGUUAGUGUGCCAUAUGUACGUGACCUAUGAUUAUGGCACAGUUCUGUGUAGUGUUUAAUCUUAAUGCCUACUCCUGUUGCACUCCUGCAUUUAAUGUGGGAGAGUCUGCUAACCCUCAUCUAAUCCUCACUAUGUCCUGAUAGUAGGCCUAUAUAACCCCUCUCAUUUCUCAAAUAGAUUUUUCACUGAGGCUAAAAUUGGGAUGAAACAUGGAAAGAAUUAUUUUGGAAGACCAGCAUGUUAUCCCAUGAAUACUAUCUUAUUUCUACCUUUCCUCUUGCACACAGUGCUGGUGUAAUUUAUGACAAUGAUGUCAUAUAGUCUGGCGCAAGAUCAAGAUGACCAGCUUUGAAAAAGUUUCAUUUGUGACACAAGUUUGGCAAAGAGUGUGAUGACAGCACAGUUGCUGUGCGUGGUGUUGAGCUCAGUCAGUUGAGUGCAGUGCAGAUGUUGGGCUUUUUCGUCAUGGAAAAAUCUGUCAUUAUUCUGGCUUACUACACGAUGACUUUGGGGUAGCCCUGCCCUCCUGUUAAUGAACAGUUGGGUACUAAAUACCCUGAAAUAAAAAAUAUUGAACCACUUUUAUACAGUUCUAUUUUUAUUGGAAAGGACAGAUUUAUUAAAACGAUUGACUAUCAAAUGAUUCCAUAAAAAAAUGUAUCCAUUAAAAUGUGUAUGUUUGCCAUUGUGAUAUUUGAAAUUGUUUUUAGAUACUGUAAUCCUCAGGUUUUUUUUGUUGUCUAGUUUUGUAUGUGAACAUGUGUGUGUGUGUGCUUUAUUAACUUACUGGAGUAUUGCUUGCUUUUGUCAAAUAAAGUUAGCCUAAUAUCAAAA
Molecule: messenger RNA, 2619 nt
Organism: Conger conger (European conger)
Lineage: Eukaryota; Metazoa; Chordata; Actinopteri; Anguilliformes; Congridae
Gene: ddah1
Product: dimethylarginine dimethylaminohydrolase 1
Exons: 6
Coding region: 209-1057 (282 amino acids)
Biological process (GO): arginine metabolic process; positive regulation of nitric oxide biosynthetic process
Molecular function (GO): amino acid binding; dimethylargininase activity
Source: RefSeq, a predicted model, not a curated record